UUUGCUUACAUUCGGUGUUCUCUUUUUUCCAAUCGCCGAUCAUACCUGCCGCUGAAAUUGGUGCGUUGCACGACGUCCGUCUCGCCCAACAAGAGACGGAGAGACUCGGCCUCUGCUGUUCCUUAAGACCGCUUUGUUUUCAAUCACCAUCUCCAUUCCAAAAAGAAAAAAAGCUUAAUCUUGCAUACUACUUACGACCGUCCUCCACAAUGGCGCCCGACAAGAAGAUUGUGCUUAUCACAGGAGCCAAUAGCGGCAUCGGACUAGAAACCGUAGUCUGUCUGUCGCAGGCAUCGCCAGACUACCACAUUAUCCUCUGCGCCCGCACCGUAGACAAGGGAAACAAGGCACUGCAGGAGGUGAAGGCUUCCCAUGGCGACUCCCUGAAGAGCCCCAUCUCGGUGCUGCAGCUUGACGUCACGGACGCCCAGUCCAUCGAAGCUGCAAAGGAGCAUAUCGAGAAGGAGUUUGGCCGUCUGGACGUGCUGGUCAACAAUGCCGCCAUCCUCAUCAUCCCCAGUCAACAGCCCAUGGCCAAGAUCGAGCUCCUGCGGACGACCUUCGAGACCAACGUCUUCGGCCCCUGGCUCCUGACCGACGCGCUCGAGCCUCUUCUUCAGAAAUCGGCAAACCCCCUGGUCAUCAACGUCUCCUCCGACCAGGGCUCCAUCACGAGAAAGCUGGACCCUACCAACCCGGGCGCUGCCAUACCAGGUGAGCACUACCGUGCCAGCAAGUCUGCCCUGAAUAUGCUGGCCGCGUGUCAGAGAUACUCGUACAAGGAAUGGGGCUGCAAGGUCUGCGCCUUCAACCCUGGCUUCUGUGUAACCAACCUCACCGGAGAAAAAGGCCGGCAGACGCGGAUCGAGCAUGGCGCCAGGCCGGCCAGAGAUGCUGCUGAGGCACUAGUGGAUGUCAUCGCGGGAAAGAGGGACGCUGAUCUUGAGAAGAAUGGCAUGGUAGACUUGGAUGGCGGAAUUCUUCCUUGGUGAUGUUGAUCACGGCAACACUUACCGGUCCUUUUUACUAGCAUUAAGUACCUAAGCGCGCCAGAUGGCUUGCUUUUACUAAAGCUUCAGACACUGAACUUUACCCCCCUCAUUCUCUGUUG
Molecule: messenger RNA, 1111 nt
Organism: Cryphonectria parasitica EP155
Lineage: Eukaryota; Fungi; Ascomycota; Sordariomycetes; Diaporthales; Cryphonectriaceae
Product: putative short chain dehydrogenase/reductase
Exons: 4
Coding region: 210-992 (260 amino acids)
Source: RefSeq, a predicted model, not a curated record